Copidosoma floridanum is the source of this 2267-nucleotide messenger RNA. Its product is annotated as WD repeat-containing protein 43. Gene Ontology annotation, biological process: maturation of SSU-rRNA from tricistronic rRNA transcript (SSU-rRNA, 5.8S rRNA, LSU-rRNA). Gene Ontology annotation, cellular component: nucleolus. Gene Ontology annotation, molecular function: protein binding. Lineage: Eukaryota; Metazoa; Arthropoda; Insecta; Hymenoptera; Encyrtidae. The record is from RefSeq and is a predicted model, not a curated record.
AACACGCCGUGCAGAAAAUAACCAUAAUUUUUGUUUCUUUGUUUAUUGUGAUAUUUGUGAUAACUUUAGACAUGAAAUGUUAAUUUCUCCCUCGAUCAAAAAAAAUAAAUAGAAUAGAGUAAACCACAGCGAUCAAGAGUAUAAGAGAUACUCGCAAAACAAUGGCGAGCAUCAGUCAUUGUGCUUUUUCUCACGACACUCAGUACCUGGCCUUUUGCAGUACAGAUGGUAAAUUAAAGAUUUGGGAGACCUCGACAAACCGCCUGAAGCAGGAAUUCGUACCUAAUCUCCACCUGUCCUCGCCCUGUAGUGUCUUGGAAUGGAUCACCGUUGGAACUCAAUCAACCACAGCGGCUUCACCAUGGAAAAAACGCAGAAAGAAGUCGGUGAGCGAAGAUGCAGAACACAAAGAAAUCAUUGCCAUGGGCUCAGCAAAUGGAAGCAUCAGCCUGUAUGAUAUUUCUACUUCAUCAAUCAGCGACAAACUUACAAACGGACACAGUUCAACAGUCACAGCACUAACAUGGUCUCAUAAUGCUGGAUUCUUUACAGCAGCAGAAGACAAACACAUCAUUGAAUGGAACUUACAAGAUAAAUCAGUGAAAUGUAAAUGGAAAUCAGGUAAAUCUACAGCUCUCACUGUUUUGCCGGAAGGAAAGUCACUGCUGUCUGGAGAUAAAAAAAUAAAAUGGUGGGACCUAGAAACCAAACAGAUCCUAGGAACAUUCACAGGCCAUGCCAAUCAAGUAACUGCUUUGAGGUGUGCAAAAGUUGGUCAAGAAACGAGUUAUUUAUUUAGUAGUGCUAGUGGUGAUGAUUAUCUUAGUGUUUGGUCCCUAAAUGAGGUGAAAAAAGAUAAAAUGCCAGUAGGAACACUUAUUCUACCAGAUGAGGUUCUUUCCUUCUCCAUAAGAGCCACAAAAGAAUCACAUGUCAUGGUUCUGUCAGUCACGAGGUCAGGGCAUGCACAAAUUUUCAAAUAUCAACCAAAUGGCACUUCUACCAAACCAAGUAAACCAACACUGAACGUCUGGGUAACUGCUGAUGCUGGACAAAAAGAAUCGGUUCAACAAAUUCCUAUUCUAAUAGCAAACUUAACGGAAGAUUUAAAAAUGGUGUUGGCAUAUGGUUCAUUUUUGGGUCUGACUAUAGAAAAAGUUGAGCCUGACUUUUCUGAUGGAGUACAAUGCCUUGUUAGAACAAAUCUUAAGAAAACAAAAGAAAAGAAAGAGGAAGCUGUUACAAAAGUAAAAAAUUUAGAUAUUAACAAUGACAAAGUAGAAUAUAUUGGACCAGCAGAUGUAGGAUCAUCGACCUUAAAAAGAACGAAAUCUGGUCCUGAUUCACAAAUCCCAUUGCAGAGUAGGUUAGAUAAUUUAAGUUUAAAUGCAGAAGCAAGUACUCCAGACAGGACAACGUCAAAAGGUGAUAACAUGGCACAGUUGUUAAUGCAAGGUCUGCACAGCGAAGACAAAGACAUUCUGUCCAGUGUGCUGCUAAACAAGAGGGAAAGCGUUAUUAAGAACACAGUAGCCAAGCUUCCUGUUCAGGCGAUUGUUCCACUACUAAAAGAACUCACGACAAUGCUGGAAGGAAAAACUUUCCCGAGUAAAAUAGCAGUCAUAUGGUUAAAAGCAAUAGUUACUACACAUGCAGCACACAUGAUUUCUCAACCAAGAAUUCGGGACGCCUUAGCUCCUAUUCUUAGUAUAAUUGAUGCAAAACAAAUGCUUUUGGCAGAUUUGUCCAAGUUAAAAGGAAGAGUUGAUCUCGUGGUAUCACAAAUUUCGAGAUCUAAAAAGCAGGACAUAACUGAUGAAUGCUUGUUGGUUUACCAAGAUCAAGACUCAUCAGAAGAGGACAUCGACUUUGGAAAAGUCGAACUUGGCAGCGAAUCGGAUGAUAAUUGGGAAGAAACGUCGGAUCAAGAAAGAAUGCAGGAGGAUGUAGAAAACGGAAAAUCUGACGAAGAUGCCUCGAUUUACAGUUCUGAUUAAAAGUUGUACGGUUUACCGUACACCUUCUCCUUGAAGACGGCAUAAGUUCCAUUGUGUGAAAACUGUGUAAAAUACGGAAGUUGUCACCUCUUUUUUUUUUUUUUUUUUUUUUUUACUAACAUUUCAACUUUCAUUUUAAAAACCUUCAACUCAGCUGUGAAUUGUAACACAAACAGUGUAUACGAGAUCACUAGCAAACGUAAUUUCAUUAUUAUCUGAUUGAGGUGGUGAACAAUGUAUUUAAAGCGCACUAUAAAAUAUAUUGCAGUU